This is a messenger RNA of Penicillium nucicola, 2079 nucleotides long. RefSeq lists its product as uncharacterized. The record is from RefSeq and is a predicted model, not a curated record. Gene Ontology annotation, molecular function: magnesium ion binding. The transcript has a single exon. Gene Ontology annotation, cellular component: cytoplasm. Gene Ontology annotation, biological process: L-serine biosynthetic process; dephosphorylation. NCBI's taxonomy places the organism in Eukaryota, Fungi, Ascomycota, Eurotiomycetes, Eurotiales, Aspergillaceae. Bases 1 to 2079 code for a protein of 692 amino acids.
AUGCAGCCUCCAACUGUGUCCUGUCUUAAUGGUUCUAAAAGCCAAGAAAUCACAUCUACCAAGCCGGCGUCAGCUCAUUGUCCAAAACCAGUCAUCAUUGGCCUUUAUGGCCUCCCUGGAUCUGGCAAAUCGUUUUUGCUGAAUAUUCUCAAAUGUGGCUUGAGUCAUGCCGAUUUUUCCUUCUAUGAUGGCAGCCAGGUCAUUGCAGCGGGCACGCCUGGGGGUCUUGAGGCAUUCCAGAACUUGAACGAAGAUGCCAAAGAAAGGGUUCGCGAGAGUGCGAUUGGAAGAGUCAAGCAAGAGAGUUCCCAGAGUGGGAAAGGUGCUUUAGUCACUGGACAUGCCAUGUUUUGGGCUGAAGAAGAAAGUGCCGGUCAACUGGUGUGCACACCAGCUGAUCUAGACACCUACACUCACAUUUUAUAUCUCGAUGUGCCGGCUGAGAAAAUCGCAGAGUAUCGAUCAAGUGACCAGAAACGAAGCCGUCCAGCGGUGUCAACUACUCACUUGCUCAAAUGGCAGCAAGAGGAGAAAAAACAACUGCGUCACCUUUGCAGGUCUCACGACAUCAUUUUCACGACCAUUACCCAACGCCAGGUAUCCAUGGGGAAAAUUGUACCUCUAAUUCGGGAUCUAAGAAGCCAUACAGACGACUUGAAUGACAUACUGGCCCAGCAACGCAUGGAUGACUUCAUAAUGACCGGAUCCGAGCGGCCGGAGACCGUGUUGGUUUUUGACGCCGACAAGACACUAGCACCACAGGAUAGUGGUGAAUUGUUUUGGGAGCUGGCUUCUCCAUCUUUGGUUGAGAAGGACGAGAGAUUUCCCUUGAAGACUCUAUUUAGCAGCCCUUUGCAUUACUCAUAUACUGCCUUCCGUCAAGCGGCCUUACUCUGCGAAGAAGUCAUCGGCGACAAUGAAGAAUAUGACGAUCUCUGCGAGAAAGUGGCCUCCAUGGUCAAUGUUCGUUCUGAAAUUUUGGAUCUUUUGCACCUGGUGUCAGGUCAUACCCAUGUCCGUGCGCUGGUGUUGACUUGUGGGCUUCGCAGAGUCUGGGAAAAGGUUCUGAAGAGGGAGGGUCUGGCGAAAACAGUCAUAAUUAUUGGCGGGGGGCGCUUGUCCGACGCUCUUGUUAUGACACCCGCACUAAAAGCGGCACUUGUGAGACGUUUGCGUGAUGUGCACGACUCUUAUGUUUGGGCCUUUGGUGAUAGUCCACUGGAUCUGGAAAUGCUCCAAGCGGCCAACCAAGCAAUUGUUGUGACGGGCGACAAAAAAUUGAGAAGUGGUAGCAUGGACGAGGCUUUGACAAAAUCUAUCGGAAAAUCCGGGUUUCGGCCGCGCCAGGCUGUGCUCCCGGCAACUGCAACCGCUCGCCUUGAUGCGUCUCAGCUGCCUUUGGUACAACUGACGGAUCAAUUUUUUGUUGAGUCGAUAUUUGUCCGACGCCAAAGUCUUCAUGUUCUUCAUGCUACUGAUCGUUCUGCGGCCAAAUUGCUUAUGACGCCAAUGCGUGAUGCAAAUGUUUCUGGGCCAGCGCUACGGGAUGCACAUUCCCUAGUUGGAUGGUAUCUUGCCACCGAGUUCUGUACGCAGAUCCUAGGCGUUGAGACAUACCAUGUGACACAUGUUCAAGGUCACCAAACAGAUGGUUACCGGAUUCUCAGAGAGAAAGAGACCUUGAUUGUGCCUCUGAUGCGAGGUGGUGAACCAAUGGCAUUGGGCGUGAACAGGGCUUUGCCACUUGCCAUGUUUGUUCAUGCAAAAAACCCAAGCGACAUUCAGCAUGAGCAUCUUCAGGAUCGAGUGACAAUCUUCCUUGUUGACUCGGUGGUCAACACCGGCCAGUCAAUUUUGGAGUUCGUGCGACACAUUCGACAACUUAAUGCUUCUAUCCGCAUUGUUGUGGUCGCUGGUGUCAUCCAGGCUAAAUCGGUUUCUACUAGCAGAGUUGCGCAAGAGCUCUCGCGAUUCCGGCGUUUAUCUUUCGUUGCUCUCCGCCUGUCGGAUAAUCAGUUCACUGGCAAAGGGAGCACUGAUACUGGACAUAGACUGUUCAACACCGUGCACCUUGAUUAG